This is a messenger RNA of Rotaria sordida, 996 nucleotides long. The record is from the annotation of a GenBank genome assembly. NCBI's taxonomy places the organism in Eukaryota, Metazoa, Rotifera, Eurotatoria, Philodinida, Philodinidae.
AUGAGUUCUAUACUCGUAUUUGGUGCAUCUUGUCUUGAUUAUAUAGCUCAAGUUAAUCAUUUUCCUCGACCAGAUGAAAAACUUCGUACAAAUUCAUUAACAAUAUGUGGUGGUGGUAAUGCUAGUAAUACAGCAACAUGUCUUAGUCGUUUAGAUAUUAAAUUAAAACUUCUAACAAAAAUUGGUAAUGAUUUAAAUGGUGAAAAAAUCUUGAAAAAUUUUCAAGAAGAAAAAAAUAUUGAUACAUCAUUGAUUCUUAUUGAAUCAUCAAUCACAAGUCCUUCAACAUAUAUUAUUGUUGAUAUGGAAACAAAAACUCGAACAUGUUUAUAUAGUGCAAAUAAUGAACAAAUACUUAUUAAUGAGAUUAAUCCAAAUUGUUUAGAUAAAAUAAAUUUUAUUCAUUUUGAUAGUCGUUCAACAGAAGCUGCUCUGCAAUUAGCAAAAUUAGCUAAAGAAAAAUCUAUUUUAUGUUCACUUGAUCUUGAACGUGAUAGACCUUUUCUAAAUCAAUUAAUUCCACUAGUAAAUUAUAUAAUUACAACAGAAAAUUAUUCACUGAAUGUUUGUAAAGAUUCAUCUUUAAUACAAACAGCUAUACGUUUUCUUCAAACUUGUCAAUUUGUUAUAAUAACUCGUGGUAAAAAUGGAAGUAUUCUUGUUGAAAAACUAAAUAAAAAAUUAUCUAAUCCAAUUGAAAAUAUAAAUAAUCAUGGAAGUAUUGUUACACAAGAAAUUGUUCAUAUAAAUGAAGAACAUUUUCUUAUAUGGAAUUGUACUGCAUGGCCUAUUCAAUUAGAAGAUAUUAUUGAUACAACAGGUAGUGGAGAUGCAUUUAUUGGUGGAAUUAUUUGUGGACUUUUAACAAAAGAAUUUUGGUCUAGAGAUAAAUUACUUCGUUUUGCAUCUUAUAUAGCUAUGUGUAAAUUAAAAGGUAUUGGAGCAUGUUCUUCAUUACCUUAUAUUUCUGAUAUUGAUAUGAAUUUAUUUUCAUAA